Messenger RNA from Arachis ipaensis, 3182 nucleotides. Its product is annotated as putative LRR receptor-like serine/threonine-protein kinase At1g06840. The record is from RefSeq and is a predicted model, not a curated record. Lineage: Eukaryota; Viridiplantae; Streptophyta; Magnoliopsida; Fabales; Fabaceae. Gene Ontology annotation, biological process: protein phosphorylation. Gene Ontology annotation, molecular function: protein binding; ATP binding; protein kinase activity.
ACGACAGUUAUAUAUACAAGUUUUAAAGACUAAGCAGUGCUGCAAACUCUCACUUGUGCUAUGAAAACUUGUAACCGUCUCAAUUCUUUAUGGCUUCAUGCUUUGCACCCCUAAAAGAGAAGCGAUGAGCACAACCAACAUGGGUACUAUGAUUCCAAAUUGGAGAAGGAUAUAUGGAUAUGUUUUGGCUCUUUCAUUUUGUUAUUUAAUUUCCACAACAGUGGCACAGAGCACACACCCCUCAGAAGUGAAUGCAUUGUUACAAAUCAAGAAAAGUUUGAUUGAUCCCUUAAACCAUUUGUGGAACUGGAACAAAGGUGAUCCAUGUACAUCAAAUUGGAAUGGUGUCUUGUGUCCUCUAAAUGUUGGGGCUGAUGGUCAUUUCCAUGUCAAAGAGCUCUACUUAAUGACUAUGAAUCUCUCUGGAAAUUUGACACCCCAACUUGAUCAGCUAUCUCAACUAGAGAUAAUGAACUUCAUGUGGAAUAACAUAACAGGAAGUAUACCCAGGGAGAUAGGAAAUAUCACAUCAUUGAGACUCUUGCUCCUGAAUGGAAAUGCACUAUCAGGUAAUUUACCAUAUGAGCUUGGCAAUCUUCAAAAUCUAAACAGAUUUCAAGUUGAUCAAAACCAACUCUCCGGUCCAAUACCGCCUUCAUUCGCCAACUUGAGCUCUGUCAAGCACAUCCACAUGAACAACAACUCAUUUAGUGGUCAAAUUCCUCCCAAACUUUCAAACCUAUCCAACCUUCUUCACUUGCUUCUGGAUACCAAUAAUUUAUCUGGCUAUCUUCCACCAGAAUUCUCCAUGUUACCCCAGCUGCGGAUACUCCAACUUGAUAACAAUCACUUCACAGGGAGCAGAGUUCCUUCUUCCUAUGCAAACUUAUCUAGACUAGCAAAAUUAAGUCUCAGAAACUGCAGUUUGCUAGGAGAAGUACCUGAUCUCAGUUCAAUACCACAGCUUUACUAUCUAGAUCUUAGCUGGAACAAUCUUACUGGACCGAUACCAUCAAAAAAACUUGCUGAAAAUAUGACUACCAUUGAUCUUUCUAAUAAUAAUCUGAAUGGAUCAAUUCCUGGAUACUUCUCAGAGCUACCUUCUCUUCAAAGACUGUCUCUUGAGAACAACAACUUUUCAGGAUCAAUCUCUGCUAAGAUAUGGCAGAAGAUGACUCUCACUACUAAUGCUAAAUUAACAAUCGACCUACGAAACAACUCACUUUCAAGAAUUUUGGGAGAUCCGAGUCCUCCGCCCAACGUCACCUUAAGGCUUGGAGGAAAUCCUAUAUGUAAGAGUUCUCAAACUAGUGGAAUAUUGGCCAAACAAUGUGGAUUUGAAGGAGAAGAAGAAGACAAUCACUUAACAAAUUCAACAACUACAUGUCCCCCUCAAGCUUGUUCAGUGAAUGAUUUCUUUGAAUAUGUCCCAGAUUCACCUAUUCCUUGCUUUUGUGCAUCACCUCUUAGAAUUGGAUACCGGCUGAAAAGCCCGAGUUUUUCUUUCUUCCCACCAUACAAAGCUUCAUUUAGAUCAUAUGUUACCCAUGCUUUGAACUUGGACUUCUAUCAGCUAUCAAUAGAUUCAUAUUCUUGGGAAGAAGAAGAAACUCGUCUUAGGAUGUAUUUGAAACUCUUUCCUGAGGCUAGUUAUUCACACAAUGAGUUCAAUUCAUCCGAGGUCUAUCGAAUGCGAAGCAUAUUCUCGUCGUGGAAUUUUGGUGGAAGUGAUUUUUAUGGGCCAUAUGAACUUUUGAAUUUCACCCUUGAAGGACCUUAUGCAUAUUUAAUUACAAAAUCAGAAAAGAGCAAAAGUAGUAGAUUGGAAAUCAUUUUUGCUGUAGUAGCAGCUGUGGCAGUUGUUAUAGCAAUCUCAGCAAUAGUCACUCUCAUUAUUGUAAGAAGAGAUAUCAAAAACCAGGACAGAUUUUCGAGAAGACGUCGCUCCUCUAGUAUUCCUAUCAAAAUAGAUGGUGUAAAAGAAUUCACUUUCAAAGAAAUGGUUCUUGCCACUGAUAGUUUUAGCAGUUCGAAUCAAGUCGGCCGAGGAGGUUAUGGAACCGUUUAUAAAGGCACUCUACCUGAUGAAACAAUUGUUGCCAUAAAGAGAGCACAAGAAGAUUCCCUACAAGGAACAAGGGAAUUCUUGAAUGAGAUUGAACUACUAUCGAGGUUACAUCAUCGAAAUCUAGUCUCCUUGAUUGGAUAUUGUGAUCAAGAAGGGGAGCAGAUGCUUGUUUAUGAAUUUAUGCCUAAUGGCACCUUACGCGAUUGGCUUUCAGGCACAAAGGGAAACUUAACAUUUGGUAUGAGAUUGCGCAUCGCGAUUGGUUCGGCCAAAGGAAUACUAUAUCUGCAUACUGAGGCGAAUCCUCCGAUAUUCCAUCGAGAUAUCAAAGCAUCAAACAUACUCCUAGACUCCAAGAUGAUUGUUAAAGUAGCAGAUUUUGGACUGUCGCGGCUUGCACCACAACUAGAUGAAGGGAAUGAACCUAAAUAUGUGUCAACAGUUGUGAAGGGAACACCAGGUUAUCUGGAUCCAGAGUACUUGUUAACUCAUAAAUUGACAGAUAAGAGCGAUGUCUAUAGUCUUGGAGUUGUGUUUAUGGAGCUUUUGACUGGCAUGCAGCCAAUAUCACAUGGGAAAAACAUUGUUCGCGAGGUGAAUAUGGCUUAUAAUUCAGGCAUGAUAUUUUCCAUCAUAGACAGUAAGAUGGGUUCCUACCCCUCAGAUUGUGUUGAGAGAUUCUCAACUCUGGCCAUAAAUUGUUGCCAUGAUGUUACUCAGAAGAGACCAGCAAUGCUUGAUGUGGUGAGGGAGCUCGAAAACAUCGCCGCAAUGCUGCCGGGAACAGAAACUUCUUUCUCAAAUAUCAUUUCCCAUAAUGACAGUUCAGUGCAAUCAUCAUCAUCAUCAUCAUUCAUGCCAAGUAAGGACCAUCAAGGAUCUUCAUCUGCUUCAGAAAUUUGCCUUGUUAGUGGUCCCAUUUCAACAAUACUUCCACGUUGAUGCCAAACAAGUGAUAGAAAUCAUUUUCUCGCAACUAAAUAGGACCAUUUGUGAAUUUAUCAUUUCCAUUAUGUAAAUUUGACAAUACCAGAAUAUUUUAAUGUAAAAGUACACUUUUGUUAAUAUACAAAAAAUCGGCUACUAAAAAUGUAUAAAACAAUACAUGUAUAUC